This is a messenger RNA of Podarcis raffonei (Aeolian wall lizard), 1076 nucleotides long. Its product is annotated as gastrula zinc finger protein XlCGF7.1-like. NCBI's taxonomy places the organism in Eukaryota, Metazoa, Chordata, Lepidosauria, Squamata, Lacertidae. Gene Ontology annotation, biological process: negative regulation of transcription by RNA polymerase II; regulation of cytokine production; regulation of immune system process. The transcript is spliced from 3 exons. The record is from RefSeq and is a predicted model, not a curated record. Bases 228 to 1076 code for a protein of 282 amino acids.
AGCCCCUCUCGUGGGGCAUCACCCAAGAGGAUCUGGUGACCUUCGAGGAUGUGGCUGUGUAUUUCAGCAACAAGGAGUGGGCCCUACUCAGCACACAGCAGAAAUCCCUGCACAGAGAAGUCACCUUGGAGAACUCUUGGAAUGUGGCCUCUCUGGCAGGUGUUGGGGGGGAUGAGAAACAUGGAGACCAAUAUGCCAGGCCAGUAGGGGGAAGCAAGAUUCAGGAGAUGGAAGAGAACUUCAGGACUCCAGGAGGAGAGAAUAAGCAGAAGAAAAACCCAGCAGAGGAAGGCAAGAAGACAUAUUGGCCAGGGAUUAACCUCCACGAAGUUCCAGUUCAGGAACACAAUCCCAAGGGAAAGAAAAGGAAUAUCUGCCCCGUGUGUGGGAAACACUUCAGCUACAAAUCAGAUCUCAGUGUUCAUAGGAGAAUCCACACGAGUCUGAAGCAACACAGAUGUUUGGAGUGCAGGGUGAGCUUUAGGCAGAGCGCACACCUCGCUACUCAUCAGACAAUCCACACGGGCGAAAAGCCGUAUCAGUGCUCAUUGUGCGGAAAGAGCUUUCGGCAGCGUGCCAACUUCACAUCACAUCAGAGAACCCACACGGGAGAGAGGCCGUAUCACUGCUCCGAGUGCGGGAAGAGCUUCAGUCGGAACACAAGCCUCACUGCCCACCUAAGGAAACACACGGGAGAGAAACCCUACAGCUGUUCUGUGUGCCGCCGGAACUUUUGCGACAAGUCGGGCCUGAACCUGCACCAGUUAAUUCAUUCAAAGGAGAAGCCUCAUAAAUGCCUGGUGUGCGGCAAGAGCUUCAUUCGGCGCUCGCAGCUGACCUCCCACGAAGGGAUCCACACAGGGGAGAAACAGUAUCGGUGCUCGGUGUGCGGGAAGAGCUUCCAUCGGAUGUCCAACCUGAAGUCGCACCAGAGGAUUCACGCAGUAGACAAACCCUACAACUGCUUGGAAUGCAGCAGGAGCUUUUACGAAAAAUCGCGCCUUCUCACACACCAGAGAAUGCACAUGGGGGAAAAGCCGUAUCAGCGCACCAAUGACAAUGCAUAUACAACCUGA